This is a messenger RNA of Staurois parvus, 337 nucleotides long. NCBI's taxonomy places the organism in Eukaryota, Metazoa, Chordata, Amphibia, Anura, Ranidae. The record is from the annotation of a GenBank genome assembly.
UGACAAAAUGGAACCCACCAGCAGUGUGAGGAGACCUGAAAGUGGCACAUGGCAGAGUGUGGCGAUGGAGACAGCAGCAAUGGGAGGCCGUACAGGGACCCAUGACACACUCUGGACCUGGCAGCAGCAUGAGGAGGCGGUACAGGGGCCCAUGACAGAUUACGGGCCUGGCAGCAGCAUGAGGAGUCGGUACGGGCCAGCACCCUAUCACAAAAUGGAACCCACCAACAGUGUAAGGAGACCUGAAAGUGGCACAUGGCAGAGUCUGGCGAUGAAGUCAGCAGCAAUGGGAGGCCGUACAGGGACCCAUGACACACUCUGGACCUGGCAGCAGCAA